Aphis gossypii (cotton aphid) is the source of this 668-nucleotide messenger RNA. RefSeq lists its product as uncharacterized. The record is from RefSeq and is a predicted model, not a curated record. The coding region runs from base 6 to 668 and encodes 220 amino acids. NCBI's taxonomy places the organism in Eukaryota, Metazoa, Arthropoda, Insecta, Hemiptera, Aphididae. The transcript is spliced from 3 exons.
UUAUAAUGGAGCAAAUAUCUAUUUCGGAAAAUACUGCAGUCGAUUGGGCAGCUUUUCACAGACAAGUCGUUUUUGACUGUAUGGUUAUACGUCAUGAGAAGAUUGGUGGAAUAGGCAAAACAGUGGAAAUAGACGAGUCGAAAUUUGGUCGACGUAAAUACCAUCGUGGCCAUCGAGUAGAAGGCCAAUGGAUUUUUGGAGGAAUUGAGCGGGAAUCUGGGCUAUGUUUUCUUGUUCCUGUUGAACGUCGUGACAAGGGCACAUUGUUGUCAUUAAUUAAAGACUGGAUAUUGCCGGACAAGUGUAUAAUUAGUGAUUGUUGGAAGGCUUAUGAUUGUUUAGAAGAGGAAGGUUUCCGACACCUGACAGUGAAUCACUCUAUUCAAUUUGUCAAUCCAGAUACCGGCGCACAUACCAACAAUGUUGAAGGCAUGUGGCGCCAUACUAAAGCAUCACUGUCACAGUACUGCCGCAAAAAAAAAUAUUACAGUGGUUACAUGGCUAAAUUUAUGUUUCUUAAGCGUUGUUGUUACCAAAAAUUGGACGUACUGACGGAAUUUUUUAAGUACGCUGGUCAACUUUACGACCCGCACUUGCUGAAUGACCACCCUAAUUACGAGGACAAUUAUGAGUCUGAUGAGAGUAGCAUUGAUACAGACGAUGAAUAA